Molecule: messenger RNA, 1859 nt
Organism: Pseudophryne corroboree (corroboree frog)
Lineage: Eukaryota; Metazoa; Chordata; Amphibia; Anura; Myobatrachidae
Product: oocyte zinc finger protein XlCOF7.1-like
Exons: 3
Coding region: 1-1818 (605 amino acids)
Biological process (GO): regulation of transcription by RNA polymerase II
Molecular function (GO): DNA-binding transcription factor activity, RNA polymerase II-specific; RNA polymerase II cis-regulatory region sequence-specific DNA binding
Source: RefSeq, a predicted model, not a curated record
AUGUCCAGUAACUUAGUCCCGGUUGGCACAUAUUACAGUAGGAAACAAACUCGGAGUGUCUGUAACAGUCUUACUCCUUUAGCAUAUUACUUAAAGACGGAAGACAACUCCUCCGGGAUUGGUUUAGAACCAUUUCCAUGUUCUGAGUGUGGCAAAUGUUUUGCACGGAAAUCAAAUCUUGUUAAAUAUCAGAGUAGUCACACAGGUGAGAGGCCAUUUUCUUGCUUUGAGUGCGAGAAAUGUUUUACACGGAAAUCAAAUCUUGUUAAACAUCAGAGUCGUCACACAGGUGAGAGACCAUUUCCAUGUUCUGAGUGUGGGCAAUGUUUUGCACAGAAAUCACAUCUUGUUACACAUCAGAGAAGCCACACAGGUGAGAAGCCUUUUCCAUGUUCUGAGUGUGGAAAAUGUUUUGCACAGAAAUCAAAUCUUGUUACACAUCAGAGAAGUCACACAGGUGAGAAGCCAUUUUCUUGCUCUGAGUGUGGGAAAUGUUUUGGACGCAAAUCAGAUCUUGUUACACAUCAGAGAAGUCACACAGAUAAGAAUCCAUUUCCAUGUUCUGAGUGUGGGGAAUGUUUUGCACACAAAUCAGAUCUUGUUAUACAUCAGAGAAGUCACAGAGGUGAGAAUCCAUAUCUAUGUUCUGAGUGUGGGAAAUGUUUUGCACACAAAUCACAUCUUGAUACACAUCAGAGAAGUCAUACAGGUGAGAAGCCAUUUUAUUGCUCUGAGUGUGGGAAAUGUUUUACCCAGAAAUCAUGUCUUGUUAUACAUCAGAGAAGUCACACAGGUGAGAAGCCAUUUCCAUGUCCUGAGUGUGGGCAAUGUUUUGCACACAAAUCAGAUCUUGUUAUUCAUCACAGAAGUCACACAGGUGAGAAGCCAUUUUCUUGCUCUGAGUGCAGGAAAUGUUUUGCACAGAAAUCACAUCUUGUUACACAUCAGAGAAGUCACACAGGUGAGAAGCCAUUUUAUUGCUCUGAGUGUGGGAAAUGUUUUACCCAGAAAUCAAGUCUUAUUAUACAUCAGAGAAGUCACACAGGUGAGAGGCCAUUUCCAUGUUCUGAGUGUGGGAAAUGUUUUACAUAUAAAUCAUAUCUUGUUACACAUCAGAGAAAUCACACAGGUGAGAAGCCGUUUUCCUGUUCUGAGUGUGGGAAAUGUUUUGCAUGGAAAUCAGAUCUUGUUAAACAUCAGAAAAGUCACUCAGGUGAGAAGCCGUUUUCCUGUUCUGAGUGUGGGAAAUGUUUUACACAGAAAUCAGCUCUUGUUCCACAUCAGAGAAGUCACACAGGUGAGAAGCCGUAUUCCUGUUCUGAGUGUGGGAAAUGUUUUACACAGAAAUCAGCUCUUGUUCCACAUCAGAGAAGUCACACAGGUGAGAAGCCGUUUUCCUGUUCUGAGUGUGGGAAAUGUUUCGCAUUUAAAUCAGUUCUUGUUAAACAUCAGAAAAGUUACUCAGGUGAGAAGCCGUAUUCCUGUUCUGAGUGUGGGAAAUGUUUUACACAGAAAUCAUCUCUUGUUACACAUCAGAGAAGUCACACAGGUGAGAAGCCGUAUUCCUGUUCUGAGUGUGGGAAAUGUUUUGCACAGAAAUCACAUCUUGUCAGACAUCAGAGAAGUCACACAGGUGAGAAGCCGUAUUCCUGUUCUGAGUGUGGGAAAUGUUUUGCACGGAAAUCAGAUCUUGUUACACAUCAGAGAAGUCACACAGGUGAGAAGCCAUUUUCAUGCUGUGAGAGAAAUAAAUCCGCUCUUGUUGAACACAUUAGACAUUACCCAAGUACGGAACCAUUUACAUCUUCUGGAGUAUAAUUAUCACUGUCGUCCAAUGUUCCUCAAGGUUGAAUCCUAUC